ACAGCUCGUCGGGGUUCAGCAAGUUCGUCACAUGCUACACGAAGUGUUUGUUGCGUACUGUAGUCGUCAUUCACCGGCUUGGUCGUUCUUUCAGACCGGACGAGGAUGAGCUAAUAAAGCCCUCAGGGUCAGGAUUGGAAAGUACUCCGUAGAAGAUGAGUCCUCCAACCUGGACGAGAUACCUCUGAUGAUGUCGGAGGACGGCUUCGAGAACGACGAGAGCGACUACCAGACGCUGCCGCGGGGCCGAGUCCACCAGAGGCGGAGAGGCCUCGGCUGGUUCCUCCUCGGCGGAUGGAAAGUCCUCUGCGGCAGCUGCUGCGGCUGCCUCGCCCGGGUCUGCCGGAGGAAGAAGGAGCUGAAGGCCCGGACGGUGUGGCUCGGCUGCCCGGAGAAAUGCGAGGAGAAGUUCCCCAGAAACGCCAUCAAAAACCAGAAGUACAACAUCUUCACCUUUGUGCCUGGGGUUCUCUACCAGCAGUUCAAGUUCUUCCUCAAUCUCUACUUCCUGGUGGUGGCCUGCUCACAGUUUGUGCCGUCUCUGAAAAUCGGAUACUUGUACACGUACUGGGCGCCGCUGGGCUUCGUGUUAACCGUGACGAUGGUGCGGGAGGCCGUGGACGAAGUGCGUCGGUACCAACGCGACAAAGAGAUGAACUCUCAACUCUACAGCAAGCUCACAGUGCAAGGAAAAACUCAAGUGAAGAGUUCAGACAUCCAAGUCGGGGACCUGAUCAUCGUUGAGAAGAACCAAAGGAUUCCUGCAGACAUGAUAUUCCUGAGAACAUCGGAGAAAAAUGGUUCAUGUUUCAUCAGAACCGACCAGCUGGAUGGGGAAACGGACUGGAAGCUGAAGGUCGCCGUCAUCUGCACGCAGCGGCUCCCCGCCGUGGGGGACUUGUUCUCCAUCAGCGCCCAGGUCUACGCCCAGAGGCCUCAGCUGGACAUCCACAGCUUCGAGGGGAACUUCACACGGGAAGACGCGGACCCGCAGGUGGUCGAGAGUCUGAGCAUCGAGAACACGCUGUGGGCCAGCACCGUCGUGGCAUCCGGCACGGUGAUCGGGGUGGUGAUCUACACCGGCAAGGAGACCAGAAGCGUACUGAACACGUCCAAUGCCAAGAACAAGGUCGGCUUACUGGACCUGGAGCUGAACCGCCUCACCAAGGCCUUGUUCCUGGCCCAGGUGGUUCUGUCCAUCGUCAUGGUGGCGGUGCAGGGGUUCGUGGGUCCUUGGUUCCGCAACCUCUUCCGAUUCGUCGUGCUUUUCUCUUACAUCAUCCCCAUCAGUCUGCGUGUGAACCUGGACAUGGGGAAGUCGGCCUACGGCUGGAUGAUCAUGAAGGACGAACACAUCCCCGGGACGGUUGUGAGGACCAGCACCAUCCCCGAAGAACUGGGCCGGCUGGUCUAUCUGCUCACAGACAAGACGGGCACUCUGACGCAGAACGAAAUGGUGUUCAAGCGGCUGCACCUGGGAACCGUGUCCUACGGCACCGACACCAUGGAUGAGAUACAGAACCACAUAGUCCAGUCGUAUGCACAGGCGACCUCCCAGCCCUCCAAAGGCGGCGCCAGCGGCUCCACGCCGUCGCGGAAGACCCAGACGCCGGCGUGCCCGAAGGUCCGCAAGAGUGUCAGCAGCCGCAUCCACGAGGCGGUGAAGGCCAUCGCCUUGUGCCACAACGUCACGCCCGUCUACGAGUCGCACGCCAUCGUGAACGGCGAGACGGAGUCCGCCGAAGCCGACCAGGACUUCAGCGACGAAAACCGCACCUACCAGGCCGCCAGCCCCGAUGAGGUGGAGCUGGUGCGCUGGACGCAGAGCGUGGGCCUGACGCUGGUCAACAGAGACCUGGCCUCGCUGCAGCUGAGGACUCCCUCCGGACAGACGCUCUCCUUCCACAUCCUGCAGAUCUUCCCCUUCACCUCCGAGAGCAAGAGGAUGGGCAUCAUCGUCAGGGAGGAGUCGACGGGAGACAUCACAUUCUACAUGAAGGGGGCCGACGUUGUCAUGGCGAGCAUCGUCCAGUACAACGACUGGCUGGAGGAAGAGUGUGGGAACAUGGCCAGAGAAGGCCUGAGGACGCUGGUGGUGGCCAAGAAGUCUCUGUCUGAGGAGCAGUACCAGGACUUUGAGAACCGCUACAACCAGGCGAAGCUGAGCCUCCACGACCGAGGCCUGAAGGUCGCGGCCGUGGUGGAGAGCCUGGAGCGGGAGAUGGAGCUCCUGUGUCUGACGGGCGUGGAGGACCAGCUGCAGGCCGACGUCAGGCCCACGCUGGAGCUGCUGAGGAACGCCGGCAUCAAGAUCUGGAUGCUGACGGGGGACAAGCUGGAGACGGCGACGUGCAUCGCCAAGAGCUCCCACCUGGUGUCCAGGACGCAGGACAUCCACGUCUUCAAACCGAUCUCGAGCAGAGGAGAGGCCCAUCUGGAGCUCAACGCCUUCAGAAGGAAACAUGACUGUGCUCUGGUCAUCUCCGGAGACUCCUUAGAGGUGUGCCUGCGGUACUACGAGCACGAGUUUGUGGAGCUGGCGUGUCAGUGUCCGGCGGUGGUCUGCUGCCGCUGCUCCCCGACCCAGAAGGCCGAGAUCGUCACGCUGCUCAAGCAGCACACGGACAACCGGACCUGCGCCAUAGGAGACGGAGGAAACGACGUCAGUAUGAUCCAGGCUGCAGACUGCGGCAUCGGUAUUGAAGGAAAGGAAGGGAAGCAGGCGUCUCUUGCCGCAGACUUCUCCAUCACCCAGUUCAAGCACAUCGGGCGCCUGCUCAUGGUUCACGGCCGGAACAGCUACAAGCGCUCGGCGGCGCUGGGUCAGUUCGUGAUGCACCGCGGCAUGAUCAUCUCCACCAUGCAGGCGGUCUUCUCCUCCGUGUUUUACUUUGCCUCGGUGCCGUUGUACCAGGGCUUCCUCAUGGUCGGGUAUGCCACCAUGUACACCAUGUUCCCCGUGUUCUCCUUGGUUCUGGACCAGGAUGUGAAGCCAGAGAUGGCUCUCCUCUACCCGGAGCUCUAUAAAGACCUCACCAAGGGACGUUCCUUAUCUUUCAAGACUUUCCUCAUCUGGGUUCUGGUCAGUGUGUAUCAAGGUGGCAUCCUCAUGUACAGCGCGCUGGUGCUGUUCGAGGCGGAGUUCGUGCACGUGGUGGCCAUCUCCUUCACGGCGCUCAUCCUCACCGAGCUGCUCAUGGUGGCGCUGACCAUCCGGACCUGGCACUGGCUCAUGGUGGUGGCCGAGUUCUUCAGCCUGGGCUGCUACCUGGCCUCGCUCGCCUUCCUCAACGAGUACUUCGGCAUAGGCCGGGUGUCCUUGGGAGCGUUCCUCGACUUGUCGUUCAUCACCACCUGGCCUUUCCUGUGGAAGGUGUCCGCCAUCACGCUGGUCAGCUGUCUUCCUCUCUACAUCAUCAAAUACCUGAAGCGCAAGUUCUCCCCGCCGAGCUACUCCAAACUGUCGUCGUGAGCCCCGCGUGGCGCCCGGGGGACACGGCCUCUUCUUCUUCGCGGUUUGAUGCUCGGGAGGAGGGUAAGCAACCACUGGACCGAUCGCACACGAGGACGUUUAAUUGUCCUUUGGAUUAUGUCACUGAGACUUGGGAUUACUUGAAAAUAAAGCAGAGCACAUGGAAAAGAGAGAACCGACGAUCAGAGGAUGAAGUCGCUCGCCAGGAGGGGGGCGGGGUCAAUCUGCCUUCUCUUUGUUUUUAAGCGUUUUAAACCAAUCGGCUUCAGACGUCAUUUUAUGCCGUUCGGAUGCAUUUCACCGUUUAGAUUUCGGAGGGUAAAAAAAAUGUCAAGUGUUAUUUUUAUGACUGCAGGUAUUAUAAUCAUUACAGCGGCCGGCCGGAGUCGAGUUUCUGUGACGGGUUUGAAAAGAAAAAUCCUCGACUUGAAUGUUUCCCCGUGUUCCCGUGCGUGAAUCCUUCACAUGCGGCGGCAGGCGAAGCCUCGCUGCGCCUCACUUCUUCAAAUCAGAACAUUUGGGACUCGUUCAGACCUCAAACGUUUCCGCGCGCUGACGUCUCGCACAUUUUUGAGACGGCCAAUGACAUCCCCGGAGUUCGCGACCACACUCCAUCGUCGUCCGUCGGUCUCCGCUCCUCCCGGCAGCUCGCCGUGUGCCUCGCUAGGAUGAUUCACGUCUCUGUCGAUGUGCCGACGCUCUUUGUCGUGGCCACAUCUCAACUUCCGGGAGCAUUAAAACAUUUUUAGAGAAGGUUAAAAGUACUUUAGGAAGUGACCACGCAGGAGCCUGAAUCACAGAUGCGAUUAUUUCGACUCCCUCUGGGUUUCUGUCGUCGUGACGUUCAGCUCUUCUCUUUAAGGAGGAAUGAGUUUUAUCAUUUACUCCAUGUUUUGAUGGACCAAAGUUAAACGGAUCCGUUGGCCGUCCAGGAGACGGGAUGCAGGCCGUCUGUCUGUCAUCGGUCAUACGGGAGUCGAUGGUUCCUCAACACCGCUGUGUCCUGUCAGAUGUAGCUCGACUAUGAGGAGAAAUACCAGAUGUGGUUAUUUGGGUCGAGGGCGACACUUUAAUGCAAAAACUGUGUAUUGUUUUUAAAAUUUCUGCAAUUCCAAAUGUUGAUUCCUGUGUUUUCUGAUGAGAUCUCUGUUCUGUGUACGUGAUGUUGUAUAAACUUUGUUCUUUUCUCAUCAACUUGCGUUCCGUGACUUACUUUCGAUUUAUAAAAUUGUCUGUUUAUUUAUAAUAUUGUUAUUGAUUGAUGAAUAAUAAAACAACAGAUGCCAAGAAGUU
Messenger RNA from Pseudoliparis swirei, 4765 nucleotides. It is a transcript of the gene atp9b, whose product is annotated as ATPase phospholipid transporting 9B. The transcript is spliced from 30 exons. Gene Ontology annotation, cellular component: plasma membrane; trans-Golgi network; endosome. NCBI's taxonomy places the organism in Eukaryota, Metazoa, Chordata, Actinopteri, Perciformes, Liparidae. Gene Ontology annotation, biological process: phospholipid translocation; retrograde vesicle-mediated transport, Golgi to endoplasmic reticulum; endocytosis. The coding region runs from base 188 to 3472 and encodes 1094 amino acids. Gene Ontology annotation, molecular function: ATP binding; magnesium ion binding; ATP hydrolysis activity. The record is from RefSeq and is a predicted model, not a curated record.